Messenger RNA from Mus musculus (house mouse), 4873 nucleotides. It is a transcript of the gene Mosmo, whose product is annotated as modulator of smoothened. Gene Ontology annotation, biological process: animal gross anatomical part developmental process. The transcript has 3 exons. Bases 175 to 678 code for a protein of 167 amino acids. The record is from RefSeq and is marked validated. NCBI's taxonomy places the organism in Eukaryota, Metazoa, Chordata, Mammalia, Rodentia, Muridae. Gene Ontology annotation, cellular component: plasma membrane; ciliary membrane.
AGUUCCGGGGCGGGCGGCGGCUGCGGGUCCCGGCGCGGAGGGCGCGAGCGCGCGGCGCGGGCCGAGGGCCGAGGGCGGCGGCGCGGGGACCCCGGGGCCCGGCGGCCCAUGGGGCGCGAGGAGUGAGGCCGCGGCCUGCCCUGCGGUGGGGGGUGGGGGGAGCGGGGCGGGGCGAUGGAUAAACUGACCAUCAUCUCAGGAUGUCUCUUUCUGGCCGCCGAUAUCUUCGCCAUCGCCAGCAUCGCCAACCCGGACUGGAUCAACACCGGGGAGUCGGCGGGAGCACUCACUGUGGGCCUGGUGCGGCAGUGUCAGACAAUCCAUGGACGAGACCGGACCUGCAUCCCUCCUCGGCUUCCCCCAGAAUGGGUCACCACCCUGUUUUUUAUCAUCAUGGGAAUCAUUUCCUUGACUGUCACAUGUGGUUUGCUGGUGGCUUCCCACUGGCGAAGAGAAGCUACAAAAUAUGCUCGAUGGAUAGCAUUCACUGGAAUGAUCCUUUUCUGUAUGGCUGCCCUAAUAUUUCCAAUAGGAUUUUACAUCAAUGAAGUCGGAGGUCAACCUUAUAAGUUACCCAACAACACAGUAGUUGGGUCAUCAUAUGUACUUUUUGUCUUAUCGAUUUUCUUCACAAUAGUAGGACUUCUGUUUGCUGGCAAAGUCUGUUUACCAGGCUGACGAAUGUCUAAACGGCUUAACUCUUUUUAUUUUUUUAUUUUAUUUUUUAUUUUUAGAGGUUGGGAGGACAAAGAGAAGGCAUCUGGGCAGUCCUCUCAUAGGAAGAUGCUUAGAUGAACCUGAUGCUGAAAAGGAAAAAUUGCUUUGAUUUGUUCUCACUAUGCACUUUGGAUUUAAAAAAAAGAAUGAGAGCCUUUUCCAUAACCAAAUACAAUAUUGACUAAAUCUCCUGAGCAUAUUCAGGCAGUCAGUCUGCACUGUGAUAGCAACCUAGUGAAGGAGAGUGCUUUAUGCUGAAAGCAUGUGGCCCCUUGUGACUCUGUUGAUCUGUUUUUAAUGUCUAAUGAUUCAUUUGAGAGGGGGGAAAGUCUAGUAUUUAUGAAUCAUGAUGGACCAGAAGGGUGCAGGAGGUUCGUGUGGGGCUGGCCUCACCUCCUAAGAUAUUAGUAUUCUCAAUUUCCUUGUCAUGUUAUGAGCCUUUGGCACCACAAUGGAUUGCCGUUGCAUUACUGCACCAAGAAGCCAAUAGAUCAAAACUUGUUUGCUAAAAUGUAUGUAAAAAUUCUAAAACUCCCUAAUCUCUGUGUACAAAAGAAAAAAGAAAACACUAAGAAACAAGUUUGGGGUGGGUGGGGGAAAUCUUCCUUAUAUUUAUAUAAAUAUAUAUAUAAUAUAUAUAUUUUGCUGAUGCAGUAUACAGUGUGUAUAUGUGUGUGUGUGUAUGUGUGUGUACAUUUGUAUAUGCACACAUGCAAACAGUUCCUGGACGAGAACUCUGAAUGCUUGCUAGCAAAACACUGUGGUGUGCAACCUAGAACUCAAUAGAAAAAAGCCAUUUAUCUGAAGGCUGCAUAGUGGAGAGAGUCUUCAGUUUACCUCAUUCUUUGUAGCAGCCUUUGAUUUUGACAGGUUUCUGUAAUAGGUACAAAUAACUCCAUACCUUUCUAGGUGCAAUUUUAAGUUAAGCUAAAGAUUCUUUCUAAGUUUAAUUUAUUUGUAUAUGACAGUAAAGGUAAGGUCAUGCCAAACCUUAUAGUUUGGGGAAUCUGACACUGUUGGAAUGAAUAACAAUUGUCAUCUAUUGUACAUUCAUUUUUUCCACUGGUUCAGUCUGCUACGUUAACAAUGCAGUGUAUACGUUCAGGCAUACAACUUCACAUAAACAUUAAGGUCACUAGCAAAUAUCUGGCUGUUUUGGCUAUUUACAACACUAGUUCUGCUCUUCCAUAAAAAUCGCAUUUUAUCUGUAUUAGUAGAUCUUCACCAAACUCUUAAGCAAUACAAUAUUCCCUCUAAUGCUUUACACACGUGUGUGCUGAAAAGCUACCAUUCUUUCAUUUGCUUUGAAGACUGCAUUAAACCUUAAGGGGUUUUUUGUUUGUUUGGUUGGUUGGGGUUUGUUUUGUUUUGUUUUGUUUUUUGUAGAAACAGCAAUGCAGCUGAUUCUGAACUCACAAGUACUUUUAAAACCCAGUCCUUUCCUCCCCACAUUCCCAUGCCUGUGUCAACACCUCGAUUCUUCCUGGGGAACACUUGUUUGAAUCUUGUCACAAGGGUGUUUCAUGGCAGUGGAGCUGAGUUUGUCCUCUCUAGAGUGAAUGGCAAUUCAAGUAUCCCUAUUAGUGGGCAGAGUACAAGUCUUACAUAGCCUGUACUUCAAACAAAUGGGAAUGACUCCUAAGCAACUCGAUUCUCCCUCACAGGAUGGUAUUCGGAGAUGGGUUACCUGCUCAGAUCUGACCUAGAGUGGAAGACUUGGGUCAGUCCUCACCAAUGUGUCUGUUAUUCAGCUGUCUCAGUAUUAAAUUGUGAAUGAAAACCCAGUGUUUGGGCUCAUACAGGAACCUUGGAGAAGUGGACCCCUCUGUGUGAGAAGCCUGCAGUCAGUCGGAGGAAGGACGCUUUCCACCACCUGUUCCGUCCAGGCAGUUCUAAAACCACCACUAGACAUGUUCUGUGGACAUUCGGGAUUGGGCUUUGAUCAGUCAUCAGUCAAAUGGGUCACUCUGAAGGAAAGGUUUGGUGGUUGGCAUUAUACCACUGAUACAAAGUAUUAGCAAAGUAUAGUUCAAAUUAAGUGACAUGACCAAGAGCUUUUCUCUUAAAAAAGAUGGAUUUUAUUGUAAAUAGUUUCUCAAAAUAUUUUUAACUGGAUCAUGAGCAUGGGGAGAGAAAGUUUCUCAGCUGCUAUGAAUUUCCCCACUGUUUACUUCUCUCAUUUACAGUGGUAUUGCAUAAGAUUACAAAAUGUUAGGUUUUAUUUGUAUCUAUUACCCAAACCAUUAAAUUGUCUUUAAUUUCAUCAUUGUCUUGGAAGGCCAGUGCAUGAAGAGCUGAUGGGGGAAGCCCCUCUAGCCACUCAGCGCUCUAGCCCAGGAUUAAGACCAUCCCAUCGAGUAGUGUGUCAAGUCCAGUCUUUGUAAACUCUCUCAGACCAAACGUUGUUGAAGUGGACUAAUCCGUGUAAUCGGUCCUGUAAGUGGACGGACAAACAGCUGCCAGCAGCUGCUUUUAAAAGGUCACUAUGAGUACUACAUAGCACAGUAUUAAUUUAUAGCAGGAAUCAUAUCUUGUAAAAUGUAUAUAAAACACUUUUAUGGUGCAAUCAUUUGUCAAAUUUUGUCUGUUACGUUGUUCUUAGAGUGUACAUUCUUCUCAUGCCUAAGAAUAUCACUGUAAAAUCUGCUGAAAACUAUUUUUAGGUUUUAUUUGCACAAGACUGAACUAGUUUGAGUGUUUAGGAAGCUCCUAUCGAACAAGCCUAAACAUCUGUAUAGAUAAAAAUCUUCAAUUCAUUAAAAGCAACCAUUAGUACAAUUCUUUCCAAAGGUAAUCCAUGUUCUGUGUUGUUAGUGUGGGUGUGAUGUUUCUGACUUCUCCAUCUCUCACAAGCCUGGUUUCUGUUCCAUCUGUUUUGUUUUAGAAAGAUGCCUUUUUUUUUUUUUCUUUUGUAAUGUUCUAGAUGACCAAAACACAUUCUUGGGUUUUGCCUACAGCUUUGAUUUCUCCGUGUGGUGUUGUGCGAGUUCACUGUUUAAUCUCUUCAGUGAAAUAAAUAGUCCUGGUGACAGGCAAUCUAUUGGUUUAGAGGAAAGGUCCUUAAGAAGUGUUGGAAACUAACUUUGGAUCUGUUCUUAGCUGUUGUUUUGCAUCAUGGACUUCAUGAGAAGAACAUGUUGCAUUUAUUUUGUCUUUAUUAAAAGACUACUAGUCACCGGUUACUCUGGUUAUAGUAACUGUUAUAUCAACCCACUUUGAUCUUCUUUUUAAAAUUAAAUUUACAUUCACAAGUCAAAACAAUAAGCUGUCUUUUAGAAAAUUUUUGAAGGAUAAAAAUAAAUGAAGGAAAAAGGUGGUCUGUGUAGGUAGAAUUGUCUACACAGAAUUUUAGUUGUAUUGCCUUGAGAGAUUUUAGUUUGUGGUCAAGGUCUGUAUAUUAUCCAAAACUUUAUUAAGAAUUGUUUUCUAAUUGGUUAUAACAUUUUUUCAAUUAAUAGUUUCAAAACAAAUUGUUAAUACAACUGUAUAAAGUGAACAUAAUUUUCUUCACUUGUAUUUUUGUUAUUGAGCAAGUUUAUCAAAAUAAAUUGUCUACUAAAGAAACUAAAAAGGCUUCUAUUACUUUUAAUACAUUUUGAUUUUAAAUGUUUAUUUCUAGAGAUGUAGCUGUCUUGUUAAAGAAGUAACUUGGUAGAGUGUGUUCAGUCCCCAGCACUGAGUAAACCAGGUAUAAUGGGACUUGCCUGUAACUCGAUCAUUCAGGAGGUAGAAGCCAAGGCUUAAGGUAAUCUUCAGCUACAUCGCAUCGUUGCAAGGCUAGCCUGUCUGGAAACAGCACAGUACUGUAGCAUUUUCCCUUACAGAGACCUGGCCUCCUGGUUGUGUUAGUGUUGUAUGUGAGGGAGCUCCCCUCCUCCCUGGACAGUCUUUGCUCACUUUAGUCAGGAAUGAGACUGUGCCCCAUAGUCUCAGAUGUUUGGGUCUUGGUCCCCAGUUGGUGGCUGUUUGGGGAGGUUUAAGAAGAGGUGUCUCCUUGAGGAAAAAACAUGUCUCUGGGGCUGGGCUUUGAGAUGUCAGAGCUGCAUGCCAUUCCCAGUCCUCUGCUCCAGGCUUGCAGUCCACAAUGGGAGACCUCAGCUUCUGCUCUGAUUGACGCCUCUGGAACCGUAAGCCAAAUAAACCUCUUCUUCUGUAA